This is a messenger RNA of Racocetra persica, 126 nucleotides long. NCBI's taxonomy places the organism in Eukaryota, Fungi, Glomeromycota, Glomeromycetes, Diversisporales, Gigasporaceae. The record is from the annotation of a GenBank genome assembly.
AAGCAAGAAAGUGAUGAACGGUUGGGAAUUUUCACCGUGUCAAGUGACGGCAUAACUGGCAUUAUGACGGAAAUGAGAAUUCGGGCAAAAUUAUCGCGAUCACAUGUCAUAUGGGGUGUUAUUUAA